UUCUCGGCACGUUCGGUGAUCGAGGAGGACAAGGUGACUCGCUCAUGAAUACGCGACCGUCGCCAGAAUGCGUCGAUAGAUCGACGACCGUCUGACUUCCGUCUCUGCCGCGACCUUUUCGAAACUCGGAUUGCGAUCGCUCGACAAAAUCCACUCGAUCGUCGAAUACUUUGCAAAUCGGUACCCAGCAAAAGAGUGACGCGAAAUAGGAUACCUCAGUUUCUCUAAUGAUGAAAUUACUGGCAGGAGUGGAAGAAGUAAACGACCAAAAAGAAAAUGUGUCCGACGAUGAUCAGCCACACAACAACAAUCAUGAGAUACAAGCAACGGCGGAGUUCGCGCAGGAGACGAUCAAGCUGCUCACCGGCGAGGUGUACCGCAGAGCCUCCAAGAAACUGGAAGAGUCGCCUAUCAAAGCUAAAGUAACGCUGGAAGAUGAAGAGAAAAUGAGGCGACUUCUCACUUACGAGGAAGCUCCUGAAUAUCUUCAACACAAUCCUUACAUCCUCCAUGGAUAUCGAGGAUAUCUCACUACAAAAUUAUGCGUCGAAAGUAUAUUCUGGUGGACGAACGAAACAGUAAACAUAUGGAGUCACAUAUUUGGAUGGAUGUUAUUCUUCGGUUUAACGCUAUACGAUCUUUGUCUACUGAAUAUCCACGCACCGAUGGGCGACAAAAUAAUCGUAGCCCUUUUGUUAAUUUGUUUCCAGGCCUGCAUGAUAUUGUCGUCGGUGUAUCACACGUUUUCCUGCAGAAGCGAGAAAGAUUAUUGGUGUUUCUUAUCGUUUGAUUUGUUUGGGAUUGCUUUGAGCCUUCUGUCGAUAUACAUGUCCGGAGUUUACUACGCAUUUUGGUGUCAUAAGGAAUUGCAGAGCUUUUAUUUAAUAACCGUGCUGGCAAUUUUUGUGUUCGCAAUGGUACUGCAAAUACCAAGACUGAACGUCAAUGGAAACGUCAAGCUAGUCGUUUUUGUCGCAUGGGCAGCAUAUGGAGUACUGCCAACGCUGCAUUGGAGCAUUGCUAUGGGCGGUAUGGACAACCCGAUCGUUAGAAUGUUGCUCCCGAGGGUACUAGGAAUGUAUGUCAUUAGCGGUGGAGCAUUUGCCAUUUAUGUGACCAAAAUACCGGAACGCUUUUAUCCAGGAUGGGUGGAUUACAUCGGUUCCUCUCAUCAAUGGUGGCACGCGCUGGUGGUAUUGGCUCUUUAUUAUUGGCAUAACACUGGGAUGCUGUACGUGGAAUACAGAAUGAACCACGGCUGCCCGAGCAACAUAAAAUUAUUAUGACAAGCGGGGUCUGACGACCAUUUAGGCCAUGGAUUUAUUAUGGAAUGUGCUUGCGCUAUGGAAUUCAAUGUUUGGUCGUCAGAUUAUUAUAAGAAGCUGCCGUUUUAUGCCAUCGAUAGGAAAACAACUUGCACAAUCGAGAAUCCAUUGCGUGCGUAUCUGCAGCAGCAAGCGCUAUAGUUCUAUACAAUGUGAAAUAAUUAAUUUCAAACGACUAUCUGUGAAAAACUCUGCGAAUGGCGCCGCGUCCUGUGUGCCCAAUAUUUUUAACAAUCCAAAGUGAACGUCACUUUUCAGCAGUGUUGAGCAAAAUGUAAUAAGAUUAACAAUUAUGAUUAUCAAUUAUGGCCCAACUCUGCCAUAACAAACGUCUAUUUUAAAACACAGGAAGCAGAAAGAUAUUUGCUGUUAUAUUGCUUAUAAUUUGUUUCGCUAAAAAUUACGUAACGCGUGAAAUUUAUUACAUAAAUCUAUGUACAGUGCGGCGCCAUUUCUUUGAAAACUUCUAACGCGUCCUGGCAUUAACAACGUUUAUUUAUUUCGUAUUUUUAAGCUUUAAAUAGGUUUAUCUCUUUUCCUUUUACUUUAAUUUUGUAACAAACAAUCUCUUUAAGGACUCAUUCUCAUUUCCGUUAGUAGAUUUAUACCGUCGAGAUCAGACCUGGGCAAAUGUUGUUUGGGACAAAAAUGAGAAAUAUCGAUUUAUUUAGAACAAUAGAAAUAUUUCUUUUUCGUUUCAAGUACUGUUAAGACAAUGUUUGUUAAAACAAGACAUUUUAAUGUAUGAGUCACUCGAAACUUGAAUUCAUCGAUUCCACUUUUCGUAAUACAAAAUUAUUGGUUUUUUUAUAUAGAAACAACCGUGAAAUAAAAUAACAUUUUAUUUGUAACGUUCAAAAGUGUCCAGUUCUGGUCAACGCACACUCGAUUCUGAGAAUCGAGUUACGAUCUCGCUACCCUCACAUUGUAAUCGUUCGAAUUUUAUUUCAAUAAGACAAGUACGAUCGUAAAUAAUUAGCAAAAAAUUUGUUAUCGUACGACGGAUUAUGUUUAAGUCGAAGAAUUCUAUUGAAAUUCUAUUCACAAAUGUUUACACAGAUAGCGAGAGCAGCAAUAUUUAUACGCACUUUGCACAAUAAUUUUUUUUAGCAAAUUAUUGUUCUUUAACGGCACUGUAGGAACGGAAAAAUCUGUGCAGGUAUUUGAUAAUAGCGCUAUAAUGUAAUAAAACAUUCAUAAUAUACCGAAGGUUAUAAACUUCCUGUCUACUCGGUGCCUUGGAAAGUUUGUGAAUAAAGUGAUCGAACACGUUAAACGCUAUGAAAUAUAUACAGGGUGUUCGGCCACCCCUGGGAAAAAUUUUAAUGGGGGAUACUCGGGGCCAAAAUAAGACGAAAAUCAAGAAUACCAAUUUGUUGAUGGAG
Colletes gigas is the source of this 2710-nucleotide messenger RNA. RefSeq names its product progestin and adipoQ receptor family member 3. Gene Ontology annotation, molecular function: signaling receptor activity. Lineage: Eukaryota; Metazoa; Arthropoda; Insecta; Hymenoptera; Colletidae. Gene Ontology annotation, cellular component: membrane. The record is from RefSeq and is a predicted model, not a curated record. The transcript has 8 exons. The coding region runs from base 228 to 1286 and encodes 352 amino acids.